AUGCAAGGCUUAAAGAAUUCUCUAAAAAAGUUUCGGAGGAGUCAUUCAACUACAGGUAGUGGUGGACAGGUAGCUACCGGGGAAAAGGAUGCCCUCAUCGAUAAGUCCAUCAAACGGGUGGCAUAUUUGGAGUCAUUCCCCAAAGUGCUGGAGUAUAACGGCUACGAACUGCCCGGGGAUGUCAUAAACGCCAAGGUGUUGGACAACCUCCAGGACCUGGACGACAGGGAAAGCGACAUAUUUAUCGUGUCGUACCCGCAGUCGGGCUCUGCGGUAGUGGAGGAACUGGUGAUGAAAUUGGUGGACAAAAAAGUAGAGAAAACGCCGUCCCGUAGAGCUCGUAAAGCACAGGUAGCCAAACUAGAGAGCGCCCACCCCUACGGUCACCUCCGGUGGCUGAACGGUCUGAAAGCCCCCCGCAUUCUCACCACUAAUUUACCCCUCAAUUUAAUGCCAAACCACGUGAAGACUCCUAUUUGUAAAAUAAUAUAUUUGUUACGUAACCCCAAAGACCAGUCGGUGUCCUACUAUUACCAGCACCGGGUGAAAGGCAUACUCUCAUCGUUUGAUGAUUUCAUAUCGCUGUAUAUGAGUGGACAC
Oppiella nova is the source of this 600-nucleotide messenger RNA. The record is from the annotation of a GenBank genome assembly. NCBI's taxonomy places the organism in Eukaryota, Metazoa, Arthropoda, Arachnida, Sarcoptiformes, Oppiidae.